CGCCGCUCCGAGCGACGACAGAAACGUUCUCCUCGCGCCGCGGUCCGCACUGAUUAACGCUCAGCAAAUUGAUUUAUAGUGUCCUGUUGAAAAAAUAAUCGCCGUGAAAUGUGAUGGAGGGACAGGACUGGCGCUCCGAGUGGCAGCAGCCGCGACUUGACGGUCUGGUGCCGUCGGGUCAAUGUCCGCGGGGAGGGUUCACCCUGGCGCAGUCGGUGGCCAACAGGAUACACGAGCAUGAGCAGACUGUGCUGCCUCCGUUGCAGCACCCGAUCAGAGACGGUUCCCUGUGUGGUCGCAGUACGUAUUCACCACUGCAAGCCCUCAGUGAGAGCACCUGCAGGGACCAUGGCGCGCAGUCCGCGCCGCCGCCCCUUCAACCGCCGAGAGUGCAGUUCUCCCUGCAGGUCUCCUCACAGAACGUGACCCUCCACUCUGCUGUAGCGCGCUGCACAGCCACCUUAGAACUGGCUGCGCUGUGGAGGAACUUCCACGAGCUUGGCACGGAAAUGAUAGUGACAAAAGCGGGGAGACGCAUGUUCCCAGCCCUCCAAGCGAGGCUGGCUGGCCUGCAACCGAAUGCCGACUAUUUACUCCUGGUGGACUUCGUGCCGUUGGACGACAAGCGGUACCGAUACGCUUUUCAUAGUUCGAGCUGGGUGGUGGCCGGCAAAGCGGACCCGGUGUCGCCGCCGCGCAUCCACGUGCACCCGGACUCGCCGGCGCCGGGCUCCCACUGGAUGCGGCAACUCGUCUCCUUCGACAAACUGAAGCUCACAAACAACCAGCUAGAUGACAACGGACAUAUAAUCCUGAACUCGAUGCACCGGUAUCAGCCGCGUUUGCAUGUGGUGUAUCUCCCGGGCGAGGGGCAGGCGGCGGCGCCCGGCGUCGUGCCGUACAGGACCUUCGUCUUCCCAGAGACGGGAUUCACGGCAGUCACCGCCUACCAGAACCAUAGGAUAACACAACUGAAGAUAGCGAGCAAUCCAUUCGCUAAAGGAUUUAGGGACUGCGAUCCAGACGACUGUCCUCCGGAGCAGAGUCAGCCUCGUGGAACGCCGCGUCGCCGCGAGGUGGCAGCAGUGGAGUCAUGCCCGCAGCUCAGCCAGCCCUACGCCGCCGAACCCAGCGGCUGCGGCCCGCUGUAUGCCACCCACGCACCCGUUCGGUACCAACCUCAUGCAGGCCACAAUAGCGCAUACAGUGCGUACUACGCCCACAGGUAGCCAUCACUUUUAGGACUGGAUGUGAUAGUUUGAGAGCAAAGACAUCAUUAUGAUCAUAUCGGAGAUGUGGGGAGAACCGAAUGUAACAGUUUCACAACGUUUCCCCAUCAUUAGUAUUAAUGUCACUAGUGCUGAAAUACGAGCUUUUAUUGAUACUUUUUAUGUUUACAAAGUACC
Chilo suppressalis (striped riceborer) is the source of this 1406-nucleotide messenger RNA. The record is from the annotation of a GenBank genome assembly. Lineage: Eukaryota; Metazoa; Arthropoda; Insecta; Lepidoptera; Crambidae.